AUGUCUGCUUUUCUCUACGGUGUUGGUAUUGCUACUGCUGCCUUUCUGGGCCGCGCAGGCUAUGUCGCUCUCCAGCGGUCUAGAGGCGGUAUGAACGCGGCGGGCAAGGCAUUCUACAAGGGAGGAUUUGAACCUCGGAUGAAUCGUCGCGAAGCGUCUUUGAUCUUGGAACUCCCGGAACGCACUUUGAACAAGGACAAGGUUCGCAAGAAGCACCGUCAACUUAUGCUGCUCAACCACCCCGAUCGUGGUGGCAGCCCCUACUUGGCCACCAAGAUCAACGAGGCCAAGGAGUUCCUCGACAAGCAGCUUUAA
This is a messenger RNA of Aspergillus aculeatus ATCC 16872, 315 nucleotides long. It is a transcript of the gene pam18, whose product is annotated as putative mitochondrial DnaJ chaperone (Tim14). Gene Ontology annotation, molecular function: ATPase activator activity. The transcript has 4 exons. The record is from RefSeq and is a predicted model, not a curated record. NCBI's taxonomy places the organism in Eukaryota, Fungi, Ascomycota, Eurotiomycetes, Eurotiales, Aspergillaceae. Gene Ontology annotation, biological process: protein import into mitochondrial matrix. Gene Ontology annotation, cellular component: PAM complex, Tim23 associated import motor. Bases 1 to 315 code for a protein of 104 amino acids.